Messenger RNA from Sceloporus undulatus (fence lizard), 1125 nucleotides. RefSeq names its product ER membrane protein complex subunit 7 (gene EMC7). The coding region runs from base 85 to 843 and encodes 252 amino acids. Lineage: Eukaryota; Metazoa; Chordata; Lepidosauria; Squamata; Phrynosomatidae. Gene Ontology annotation, molecular function: carbohydrate binding. The transcript has 5 exons. The record is from RefSeq and is a predicted model, not a curated record. Gene Ontology annotation, cellular component: EMC complex.
UUGGGGGGCAGAGCGCAUGCGCGAAGGCGCGUGUCGCGUCUUUCUUUCCUUCCGCUCGCCGGCUGUAGACCGGUAUUUCAGGCGAUGGCGGCUUGGCCCGGCUGCCUUGGGGCGACGACAACGACGCUGCUCCUACUGCUCCUAGCCGGGUCAUGGGCCUCGGAGGUGACCGGGGCAGGCAGCGGGGAGGCCCUGGCUGCCUCUGUUGCCGCCGCCGCCGCCUCCUCCUCCUCCUCCGGGGAGAGGUUUAAGAUCGAGGGCCGGGCGGUGGUUCCCGGGGUGAAGCCCCAGGACUGGAUCGCGGGGGGCCGGGUGCAGGUGGACGGCGAGGAGCACGUCGGCUUCCUCAAGACAGAUGGAAGUUUUGUGGUUCAUGAUAUUCCUUCUGGAUCUUAUGUAGUUGAGGUUAUAUCGCCAGCUUAUAAAUUUGAACCAGUACGAGUGGACAUCACUUCAAAAGGGAAAAUGAGAGCAAGAUAUGUAAAUUACAUCAAAACAUCUGAAGUAGUCAGACUGCCAUAUCCCCUUCAAAUGAAAUCUUCUGGACCACCUUCUUAUUUCAUAAAGAGAGAGUCUUGGGGAUGGACAGACUUCUUAAUGAAUCCCAUGGUUAUGAUGAUGAUCCUUCCAUUGCUGAUCUUUGUAUUACUGCCUAAAGUUGUCAAUACAAGUGAUCCUGAUAUGAGGCGGGAAAUGGAACAAUCGAUGAAUAUGUUAAAUUCUAACCAUGAGCUGCCUGAUGUGUCAGAGUUCAUGACAAGACUUUUCUCUUCAAAAUCUUCUAGCAAAUCUAGUGGUGGUAGCAGUAAAACAGGGAAAAGUGGUGCAGGAAAAAGGAGAUAGUUGUUUCUUCUCUUGGAACCACAAUUUGCACAGCUCUGUUACGUGGUAUCUGUACGUUCUGUGGAAGAACAAAAAGCCACUAUUGUAACCUUAAUCCAAUAUGAAAUUGGAUAUGAUACAACUGUUGUAUGUGGUGUAGCUUUUUAACCUAUUUAAAUCUUGUUCUUUAAGCACAUGCAUGAAGGGACAUUGCUUUAAUUCUGUAUCUCUGUAAGGUCAAAACAGGUGAAGACUUAACUCCUUUGUAGAGAAUGAUAUUAAAAAAAAUUAAAUUAUGUGCAA